Molecule: messenger RNA, 2628 nt
Organism: Vigna angularis (adzuki bean)
Lineage: Eukaryota; Viridiplantae; Streptophyta; Magnoliopsida; Fabales; Fabaceae
Exons: 2
Coding region: 1199-2215 (338 amino acids)
Molecular function (GO): zinc ion binding; nucleic acid binding
Source: RefSeq, a predicted model, not a curated record
AGAAUCUUGGGAACACUGACUCUUCUGGGUAACAUAACUAAAAAGGCGCAAAAUACACCCAAUAAUUACUUCUCUUACAUUUUCCCUCACAGAAAAGCGGACUGCGCUUGAGACACAGAUGAUAUAGAGGUCCCCUUACCUUGAGCUUAACUACUAUUUAAAAUAGGUGGCUAAGAUCAACAACUUGUUUAAAAUCAAACUCAAGAUCAUUUUCGAGCAAAUGAUCUUUUACUGUUUUAAAAAUCACAUCUCCCAAAAGGCUAGAGUUAUUAUUAGUGACGGCACAUAAAUAGUUUUAUCACAUCUCCAAUAGGUCAUUUUUCGAAUGUUCCUUAUUAUUCUAAUUAAUACAAUAUAAUAAUCCUAAUUCAAAAAUAAAUAAAUAAACUAUUACUAUAAUAUAACCAUCCUAAUUCAAAAAUAAAUAAAUAAACUGUUAGAAUAUUGGUUUAUGGGUGAGUGUGUAUGAGCUGUGUGUGAGUGUGUAUGAGUGUGUAUGAGUUGUGUGUGAGUUGUAUUAAGUGGGUUACAACUAGAGAGCACUCUCUCUAGUUGUAUAAAUGUAAGCUUAAGAGUAGAAAUGAAAUAAGUCUUUGAGAAACAUUUUUUCUCUCUUUUAGAUCUCAAGUUGGUAUCAGAGCGGGUUCAUCCUGCUCUGGUUUCCGUGUGUUGUUCACCAGCACGGUCACUGCUGGUCGCACCUGUCCGGUGUCGUUCGUCGUUGUCUGCGGCUGUCUCGCCACUAUUUGCAGCUGUCAACUGCAAUUUCAAGUUUUUCAACUUGGCCGCCAUCCUGGUAUCUGUCCGCUACCGUCUGCCGCUAUCCGCCGCCGUCCGCCGCCGACCGCCGCCGUCCGCCGCCACUGUUCCGCCCGGCGACCACUGGAUCUGGUUCGCCUCUUCACGCGACAGCCAACCAUGCCGGUGGGUUCGCCUGAUUCUCCUCCACGCUCCGUCACGCGCCACCUCUUUGCGCGCUGCGAAUAGGCGCGUGCUGUCCACGCGCCGCCCUCUGCUCACCAGAAAGUUUCCGCGCCACCUCCAUAGCCGUCGCCCUCAGCUCCUCUGUCCAUUUUGACCCUCAAAAUCUUACUUUGGUGGGUCCAGAAGCUCCCUUUUAAGAAAACCUUAAGAAACCCUCUAGGGUUUUCUGGUCCUUCACGGAUUUUCUGAUUCCCUCUCCUGUUUUUAUCAAAGAAUGGCAUCUGGAAGUGUUCUUUCUUUCUCUGGAAGUCCCUCAAUCACUUCCGAAAAGCUAAAUGGAAAGAAUUAUAUGUCUUGGUCUGCUGCUGUAGAAAUGUGGUUCCUUGGUCAAGGACGUUAUGACCACCUUGAGCAGGAUGGGAGUCAAGUACCUUCUGACAUAGCUGAACAAUGGAAACAAGCUGAUUUUCAAUUGUGUGCCCUCUUGUGGCAAUCUGUGGAACCCCGACUUUUGAUAUCUCUUAGAGCCUUCAAGACAUGUCACACUUUUUGGAAGAAAGCUCAAAGCAUUUAUGCUAAUGAUAUUCAACGUCUCUAUGAUACCGCAAACAAGCUCGCCUGUCUCAAAAUGACAGACCAUGAUAUGGUCUCCUUCAUGACUGAAGCCCAAGCAGCUGUGGAAGAAUUGAGAAUGUUCUUGGAAGUGGAAUCUUCGGAAGAUAUCAAAAAGAAGCUUGACAAGUAUUAUAUGGUGAUGAUCCUCCGUGCUUUGCAUCCAGAUUUGAAUCACAUCAGAGAUCAACUUCUGACAAGUCAUGAAGUCCCUUCUAUGGAAGCCUUAACCACAUGUCUUCUUCGUGUUCCUGUGCCUCAGUCUCAAGAAGCUCAUGAAACAAUAGCACCAUCUCUCAUGGUUGCCACGCGAGGAAGAGGAGGACGUGGAACUAGAGGAGGAGGACGUGGAGGUCGGGGAAAUCAACAGUGCUCUUACUGUAAGAGGAUGGGUCACAUCCGAGAAAACUGCUACUCCUUGCAUGGCUUUCCUUCAAAAACUGCCAAUAUAUCUCAGGCUGAAACUUCCACUUCCAACUCCAAGUUUACUGAGGAAGAGUAUCAAGAGUAUCUGCGCUUAAAGUCUAACAGCUUGGCACAAUCAUCUCAGUCCUCAAGUACGUCCACAGCUUGCAUUUCUCAAUCCAUGGCAGGUCCAAAUUCAUGGGUAAUUGACUCGGGUGCUUCUGAUCACAUUUCUGGAGCGUGGCUCGGGGAGACAGAUUGGAGAAGGAUAUGAAGCUGGAGGUUUAUACCAUUUUGGAUUUCGUCCACGGGUAUCUUGUGUUGCUGCUCUUCCCCCUAAAGUGUUACAUGAUCGGUUUGGCCAUCCUAACUUGUCAAAAUUAAAAAAGAUGUGUCCUGAACUUAGUGGUCUUCAGACCUUAGAAUGUGAGCCCUGUCAACUAGGAAAACAUGUUAGAUCUGUCUUCCCUAAAAGAUCUCAAUCAAUGUGUACUUCUAGUUUUUCUAUUAUUCAUUCUGAUGUCUGGGGACCUAGUCGCGUCUCUUCUUUUGGUUUUCGGUAUUUUGUUACCUUUAUUGAUGAGUAUUCUAGAUGUACUUGGGUUUAUCUGAUGAAAGAUCGCUCUGAAUUGUUAACCAUUUUCACAUCCUUUUUGAAUGAAAUCAAGAACCAAUUUGGUCAAGUAA